Molecule: messenger RNA, 3622 nt
Organism: Scomber scombrus (Atlantic mackerel)
Lineage: Eukaryota; Metazoa; Chordata; Actinopteri; Scombriformes; Scombridae
Gene: smad2
Product: SMAD family member 2
Exons: 11
Coding region: 392-1816 (474 amino acids)
Biological process (GO): transforming growth factor beta receptor signaling pathway; BMP signaling pathway; regulation of transcription by RNA polymerase II
Cellular component (GO): heteromeric SMAD protein complex
Molecular function (GO): RNA polymerase II cis-regulatory region sequence-specific DNA binding; DNA-binding transcription factor activity, RNA polymerase II-specific; I-SMAD binding
Source: RefSeq, a predicted model, not a curated record
AUGAGGGGCCAUCAUCCCGGCGGCUCGGAGGUGAAAAAUACAGUUUAAAGUCUGUCCUGGUGAAUUUAAAAUUAACAAGCAGGCUUUUCUGACAGCUACCUGAGAGACCGUUUAGCGUUCAGCGUCCUUUCCACCUCCUUGUUGGGUUUCUCUGGAUGUGCUCCUCUACCACUCCGUACGUUUUGGGCUUUCCAUAUGAUUUUUCCCAGGGCUUCUCAAGACCAAUGCCUUAGUCCUGACUAGACAUUACUCACAAAUACAUAUAGAGUUCAGUCAUACAGCCCAACACCUCUUAACCCCUCCUCCCCCCCUCCCUCUUUCUCUUUACAUCAGAUUAAGAGGGGCGUCAAAACACACGUAGUUCCAAGGAAACACAAAUAUACACGCCGCCAUGUCUUCCAUCCUUCCCUUUACUCCCCCAGUAGUGAAACGUCUCCUGGGAUGGAAGAAGACACCAGCAGGGAGUGGAGGAGCAGGAGGAGGAAUAGGAGGAGUAGGGGAGCAGAAUGGAGGAGGGCAGGAGGAGAAAUGGUGCGAAAAGGCUGUGAAGAGCCUGGUGAAGAAGUUGAAGAAGACAGGGCAGCUGGAUGAGCUUGAGAAAGCAAUCAGUACGCAGAACAGCAAGACAAAGUGUGUCACCAUACCCAGCAAUUGCUCAGAUCUAUGGGGUCUAGGCUCAGGCCACACGAUAGAGCAGUGGGACUCUGCAGGCAUGUACGGAUACCCUGACCACAGCAGGUCACUGGACGGGCGUCUUCAGGUGUCCCACCGUAAAGGCCUGCCCCACGUCAUCUACUGUCGCCUGUGGAGAUGGCCCGACCUUCACAGCCACCAUGAGUUGAGGGCCAUUGAAACCUGCCAGUACGCCUUCAACCUUAAGAAGGACGAAGUGUGUGUCAAUCCUUACCAUUACCAGAGGGUGGAGACGCCAGUUCUGCCUCCGGUGUUGGUGCCACGCCACACAGAGAUUUUGACGGAGCUUCCACCUCUAGAUGACUUUACAAACUCCAUUCCUGAGAACACAAAUUUCCCUGCUGGCAUAGAUCCUCCUAAUAACUAUAUACCAGAGACUCCUCCACCUGGCUACAUCAGUGAAGAUGGAGAGACCAGUGACCAACAGAUGAACCAAAGUAUGGAAUCAGGCUCACCAGCAGAACUUUCACCGAAUAGCUUGUCACCAGUCAGUCACGGGUUGGACCUUCAACCGGUAACCUACAGUGAACCAGCUUUCUGGUGCUCUAUAGCUUACUAUGAGCUAAACCAGCGAGUUGGAGAGACGUUCCAUGCCUCACAGCCAUCUCUGACCGUCGAUGGAUUCACUGACCCCUCCAACUCUGAACGCUUCUGUUUAGGGCUUCUCAGCAAUGUUAACAGGAAUGCAACUGUUGAAAUGACAAGGAGACAUAUAGGUCGUGGUGUGAGGUUGUAUUACAUCGGAGGGGAGGUGUUCGCCGAGUGCCUCAGUGACAGUGCCAUUUUUGUCCAGAGUCCCAACUGCAACCAGCGUUAUGGCUGGCACCCUGCCACAGUCUGCAAAAUACCACCAGGUUGUAAUCUGAAGAUUUUUAACAACCAGGAGUUUGCUGCACUGUUGGCCCAGUCAGUCAAUCAGGGGUUUGAGGCAGUCUACCAGCUUACCAGGAUGUGCACCAUCAGAAUGAGCUUCGUCAAGGGCUGGGGAGCGGAGUACAGACGUCAGACAGUAACCAGCACCCCUUGUUGGAUUGAGCUGCAUCUCAACGGCCCCCUCCAGUGGUUGGAUAAGGUGCUGACCCAGAUGGGUUCACCCUCAGUACGCUGCUCCAGUAUGUCCUAAACGGGGCUCUGCUGCUACCGACGCUAAGUCGAACUGACAUUUCACAAUGUUUGACCAGUGUGUCCUAAAGGAUAAUACCAUGCAGUCUUAAACUGAUGUACUAACAUCAUUAUAAAAAACAAACAAAAAACAACAACAAAAAACAAAAGGAUUACACAAUGGACCUGAAAGAAGAGAGAAUGUCACUGAUGGACAAUAGAGGAACGUUAACAGUGAUGUCACCCUUUUGGUUCUGUUGGAUCAACGUCAGGCUGACAUUCCAAUAAUCAUGGACCUAAUGAUUGAAAUCACCCUGCAAUAUCAAUAUCAACGACAAGAGAGUGAUGUCAUAAUGGACCAGACUACAUUGAUGUUUUUGGUAUUUUGACUGUGGCUCUGAUCCAGGAACACAAAGCAGGACAGAGAUCAGCGACACAACAGCAGCUGUUCCGGGGAUCGAGCAUGUGACCUUCUAGUUACAGGACCGUUUCUCCAACCACUAAUCCACACCUCGCCUCCUCACUACCUACUUACCACAGCACAAGCUUGAUUCAGUGUCAAGAUGUUUUUUUGUUUUGUUUACACAAGGUUGACCAACAGCAGAACUACAGGCUCAUGUUCAACCAAAGUCAACUUCAUGCCUGAAUAUGAGUUUCUUAAUGUUUCCUGGUUUCAGUGACCAAACUUCUGUAAUUCUGUUUUUUUUUAAAUCUGAGGUUUCACUUUUCAUGCUUUCCUCCUGAUCAGUCCUGCGCUGUCAUGAUCUGAUAACGCUGGAUUGCACAGUUUUCAUCUCCUAGAGGGGUGACAUGUUAACUUCUUUAAUUAAUGAUACAUACCCCGUGUUCACAUGUACACACAUGUACUGCAACACAGACACAAUGAUGCACUUCAUUCACCACUUAACUUGCUAUUUUAGCAUCCUUGUUUUUGACAUAACAGAAAAGAAUUUCCUGAGUGUGAUUUAAAUGUUUCAACCAUGAGUCUGCAGCGGGGCAGAUGUUCUAUUGUGGAUCACAGCUGAAAUUAAGAAGUGUGUCUUCUACUCUUCUGUGAGAAGGUUUUAUUUUGAAAGUGUGGUCAAUGGCUAACCAGCACAGAAGAUAACUGGAAUGAGUAAGCUAAGGAAUCCUCAGAGCAAGAGCAUACAACAUGUCACUGUACCACUUUCCCUCCUGCACACUCUUUGUCUCUCGCUCUCACGUUCUCCGCAUUAACUUUACAUCAUCUCAUGAAUGAAGGGGACACGUGUAGGACUUGGAGAUCUGCAGGGCUCUAUAUAAAAGCAAGAGUCUAAGCUGGAAUGUCGCCCCCUGCUGUGUAACAGAAAAAUAUAAACACCCACCACUCAUGUGUCACUGAUAUAGACAUUCCACAAAUCUCUCUUGAUGAUAUGCUUGGACUGACGCACGGUUUCCUCCCCCAUUAUUGAUAUUGUAUUGAUAGGAAAAGUCCUGCAGUGUCUGACUUUUAAAAAUGGCCUCUAUACUGUACUUGCACUGUCCCCAAAUUAUGCACCCUUGUUAAUGCUACAAGAAAGUUGCCUUUUGAUGUAAAGUACAGCAAGAUAUGCUUUCAAAUGUACAGAUAGGAAUGUUUAAAAAAAGCCCAAUGGAAGUGAAGUAAAAAAAGAAAUCUUUAGUAUAUUCACUAUAAAGAUUUUUGUCGUUACAUUGUCCGAAUUGGCUUAUUAAAGAUCAUCUAGAGUAUUUGUUUGAUUUUAAUUGGACUUUUUGCCCUGAUAAAAAAGCCAGCUGGUACCUAAAUCCCUAUUUUAGACUCCAAGUCUUUUCAACUCCAAGUAUUAAAGCUUUAAGUAUUAAACAA